Coffea eugenioides is the source of this 2993-nucleotide messenger RNA. Its product is annotated as probable ubiquitin-like-specific protease 2A. Gene Ontology annotation, molecular function: cysteine-type peptidase activity. Gene Ontology annotation, biological process: proteolysis. Bases 67 to 2733 code for a protein of 888 amino acids. Lineage: Eukaryota; Viridiplantae; Streptophyta; Magnoliopsida; Gentianales; Rubiaceae. The record is from RefSeq and is a predicted model, not a curated record. The transcript is spliced from 16 exons.
UCUAACGUACCAAAAGGAAGCGGAAAAAAAAAAAAUCUACUUUCCUCGGCAGUGAUCACUUCUCCGAUGGUGAAGCCGAGCAAGAGCAGCAGCAACAAAAGCAACAACAAUUCAAUCAACAAGAAUAAAUUAUCGGUCUAUGAUUUCGACUGCGAAGACCAUCAGGUCGAGAAGGAUUCCCAAAAAAUUCUGUCAAAAUUCAAAACAAAAAUCCCUAACUUCAACCAAAACAAAUUCUCCUAUUCUCCUGUCGAUAAAUACUGCUUCCUCCGAUCCUUUACCCAAGGAACUAAGACUAUUGAAGAGAAUUUUGAAAUUAAGCCGGUGGAUAUUGACAGUUGUUUUGAUGCCAUGGGAGAGAGAAUUUGUAAGGUGGAUACAUCUGUAUCUGGUCGUUCAGAUUAUCAACUAUUGGUUCAUUCCAAGUGUGCUUUUCCUGGUGAAAGAUACUGCACUUGGAAAGACAGAAAACCUGGAAAUAUACCACUUUUUGUAGAUUCAGAGGAUGAGCAAGGUAGUGAUGAGGUUCUGCGUAAUGAGCCUAUCUGUCUAGAUUCAGAUGAUGAUCUCGGAAAUAAAUGUGUGUCAUCAAUUUCGUCCUCAGAUUCUGCAGGAGAUGAAGGUUCAUGUGAAGAGCAGCCACUGAAUCAUGGUUCCACUGCAGUUGACAGUGAAGCAGCUGUCAUUGUUAAACCUGAUUGCAUUAUCUGGGGGCAUAUGCACUCUACUACUUCUCAGUUGACAUUUUCUAGUAGAUCCAUUAAGCUAGAAGGGUCAACUCUUUUUGGAACAAAGAGAUCUUUUCAUUUUAACUGGUCGAUUAAUGAUCUUGUAAAAAUCAGUUCGCUCUGGUGUAGAGAAGUUGAAACUGCUAUAUUGGACCUCUAUCUAAAAUGUGAGGAUGAAAAGGCAGCUGAAAUUGACAGCAGAUUUUCAGGCAUUGUGAAGUUAAAAUUUGCUGUCAAUGACCCUCAGUGGUCUGAGAAACAACAAACAAUUGAAUCUCUGGAUGUGAUAUACAAGGCUUCUUGGUGUACUGUUGUAGAUAUUGAUCCUCUGCAGAAUGAAUUUCCUUGUCUUGAGCAGAAGUCGAUGUCUUUUUCAAGGGAUUGUUUUCCUAAUGACUUCUUUGAAGAUAUUAUCUAUCCACAAGGGGAUCCAGAUGCCGUUUUAAUUAGCAAAAAAGAUAUUGACCUAUUGCAGCCAGCUACUUUCAUCAAUGACACUAUUAUCGACUUUUAUGUCAAAUACCUUGAGCAGAAGAUUGAACCAGAAGAGAAGCAUAGAUUCCAUUUUUUCAACAGUUUUUUCUUUAGAAAGCUGGCUGAUCUAGACAAAGACCGAUCUACAGCUUGUGAAGGAAGAGCAGCUUUUCAACGUGUUCGUAAGUGGACAAGAAAAGUGAAUCUAUUUGAAAAAGAUUACUUAUUUAUUCCUGUAAACUUCAGUCUACAUUGGAGUUUGAUUGUUGUCUGUCACCCUGGGGAAGCGGCUUACUAUAAAGGUGAAGUGGUGGAUAAGUCAUCCAAAGUUCCAUGUAUUUUACACAUGGACUCUAUCAGAGGAAUCCAUAGAGGCCUCAAGAAUCUUUUCCAAACUUACUUGUUGGAAGAGUGGAGAGAGAGGCAUGUUGAGCUAUCUGAAGAAGUUCCAACCAAUUUUUUGAACUUACCAUUUAUCAGUCUGAAGCUGCCACAGCAGGAAAACUCAUUUGAUUGUGGUCUUUUCCUCCUUUAUUAUGUGGAACGCUUUCUGCAGCAAGCUCCAGUAAACUUCAAUCCUUACACUGAAGCUUCUAACUUUCUCAACAAGGAAUGGUUCCAUCCUGCAGAAGCUUCUAGCAGACGUGAUUACAUCAAAAAACUAAUCUACAAAGUUUCCAAUGACAAUGCUCAUAAAAAUUCUGCAGUUGCCAAUGAACCUCAAUAUUCUUCACAUUAUAUGGUUGAGGGAGAAGUUAGUGAUGAAUCUCUUCUGGAAACGUGUGAUGGGAAAGAAGCAUGCAGGGGUGGUUACUCUGCUCCACAUGCUGAUGAAGAGACUCACGAAACAUCACAGGCAGCAAAUCCUAUGGAAUAUCUGCAGCCUUUAGGUCGACCAAAUUUUAUUCCUGGGGAUAUUUUGGGUGAAGGACAUACGGCAGGGUCUGUUGCAAAGCAAACUCAUCAAUUUCAUGGGAAAUCAGAACCACAUGAUCAGACCUGCAACAACAUGUCACCGAUAGAGGAAGAGGAAGCACCUUGGGAGCAAACAGCAUCAGUGGACACGGUAGGUGGCAGGCAAGCAGUUGCCAGUGUCAAGCAAAUUCCUAUGCAUCUUGAUUAUGAGGAUGUGGAGAUUUUGGAUGUCAAGUCCCUAAAUUCAUUAGAGAUGCAGGAUGAAGAAGCUGUUGUCCCGAGGGUGCUACAUGUUCUAGAUUCUGAAGCUAGGGACAAAAAGAAUGAUACUUCUUCAAUGUCAAGAGAGGAACUUGAUUGCUGUGUUGUUGAAGAUUCUGUGGAGGAAAAUGGGAGGUUUGAUACCAAUGAUAACGAAAAUCCUCUUUCCUGUGAAGCCACAACUGUGGCCUUUUACGAUCUGGAGGUAGAAUCUCCCAGUAAUACAAACAUCAAAGCUAAUCCCAGCAAACCGGUUGCUGCAUCAGAAGAAGAGCGGGACAUAGAAAGUGUGAAUAUUCUUACGAGUAGUUAUAGAAGACGCGGAAGAUUUCUGUCAAAAUAUUCACAUUGUUGAAAUGCAGUCUAAGUAUUUUGGUGGCCCGAGUAUUCUUGGUUUACCCGGUUUUGAAAGGCUAAGUAGGUUUACCUGCGGUCUCGUCCUGAAUUCAGAAGAAUGGUCAUAUCAUAUCAUAAGAGGUUUAUCGUCGCUAUAGUUUUUGGCAAACUUCUUGCUUUAGCUUUUUGGGAUAUGAGCCAGAGUUUUGAGCUGUAUAUAUGUGUAAAUACAUGGAUAUCUCAAUUAUCAAAUGGUGAGAUCUGUAGUGUGCAUUGGUU